CAUAAUGACGCGAUCUCAAAGCGCUGUGAUGGAUCAUAUUCAUCAUAUUUAUCAUCUGUUCCCUUUAAGAUGAAACAGUGGCCUGACAGAGCUCCACCCCCACCUGACUCAUCCGAGACAAACCAAGAGACAGUCAGUUCCUGUUCAGUUCUCAGUGAGAAGAGACGCAGCGACAGACAGACGCUUCACUCGGAGACAAAAUGGCUUCCAGAUCAGAGGAGGAUUUCUGCUGUCCGGUCUGUCAUGAGGUCUUUAGAGAUCCUGUUGUUCUGUCAUGUAGCCACAGCUUCUGUAAAGACUGUCUGCAGAGCUGGUGGAGAGAGAAUCCAGCACACGAGUGUCCAGUUUGUAAGAGAAGGUCUUCAAAGUCAGAACCACCUUUAAACCGGGCGUUAAAGAACCUGUGUGAGGCCUUCUUACAGGACAGAGAUCAGAGAGCUUCAGAGGCUCUCUGCAGUCUGCAUGCUGAGAAACUCAAACUCUUCUGUCUGGACCAUCAGCAGCCAGUGUGUGUCGUCUGCAGAGAUUCAGAAAAACACAGCGACCACAGAUUCAGACCCAUCGAUGAAGCUGCACGACAACACAAGAAGAAACUUCAGGAAACUCUGGAGCCCUUAAAGAAGACGUUACAGGUUUCUGAACAAGUUAAAGUGAAGUUUGGUCAAACAGCAGAACACCUGAAGGUCCAGGCCCGACACACAGAGAGGCAGAUUAAGGAGCAGUUUAAGAAGCUUCACCAGUUUCUAGAGGAGGAAGAGGAGGCCAGGAUGGCUGCACUGAGGGAGGAAGAGGAGCAGAAGAGUCAGAUGCUGAAGGAGAAGAUGGAGGCUCUGAGCAGAGAGAUAGCAGCUCUUUCAGACACAGUCAGAGCCACAGAGGAGCAGCUGAGAGCUGAAGACGUCUCAUUCCUGCUCAACUACAAGGCUGCAGUGGAAAGAGUCCAGCAGCGCCCCUUGCUGGAGGAUCCACAGCUGCCCUCAGGAGCUCUGAUAGACCAGGCCAAACACCUGGGCAACCUGACCUUCAACAUCUGGAACAAGAUGAAGGACAUGGUCUCCUACACUCCUGUGAUCCUGGACCCAAACACUGCUGGUCCAAGACUCAUCCUGUCUGAAGAUCUGAUCAGUGUGAGAGGAGGAGAGAGACAGCAGCUUCCUGACAAUCCAGAGAGGUUUGAUGGUUAUUACUCUGUCCUGGGCUCUGAGGGCUUCAACUCAGGGACUCACAGCUGGGAGGUCGAGGUUGGAGACAGUACAGUCUGGUUUCUGGGUGUGUUAGCAGAGUCUGUCCAGAGGAAGGGACUCAAACUGUCCGGAUUCUGGGGAAUAUUGUUAUAUAAAGGUCAAUACUCAGCACGCUCACCACCAAUUCCACCCACUGAUCUCCGAAAUCAGAAGAAUCCUAAGAGGAUCAGAGUGAAUCUGGACUGGAACAGAGGAACGCUGUCGUUCUCUGAUCCUGAUACUAACACACACAUACACACCGUUACACACACUUUCACUGAGAGGAUGUUUCCAUUCAUUUACACUAUGGCUAAAUUGCAGAUAUCAGCAGUGAAGGUCUGUGUGACAGUGGAACAGAGCAGUUAGAGAUAAAGAGGAUGAUUAUAUUUAUGAUGAUGUUUAUUUCUUAAAGGGAAAAGUCUCUGAAUUGAACCUGUGAAGCUGCACCUGUCCUCCUGCUGCCUCAUUAUUCCAAACCUAUGUUGAUCUUUGGUUCACUUACUGUUUUUCAUUGGUUUUAUUUCUUUUUCUUGGUAUUUAGUUCGACACUUUUAGUUUCUGUUGUCGACCUUUUCAUAUGUGAAAUGAUUUCACUCUGUUUCUUUAUGUUUGCUUCGUUUAGCCUUUUCUUUUUUAUGGAUCCUGUGUCAUUUGAAAUAGUUGUCCAUGUUUUAUUAUUUGGACUGGUGUGUGUGGAGCCAUGAAGAGCAGCAGCCACUCUGUGAAGCUGAUGAGGAUCCAGAUAAAGAAACAACAAUCAGUUUAUCAAUAGCUGCAUGUUUGAGCGGCCAAUCAUUGUUCAGAUCCAAAUGUCUGGUUCUUAUUAAUAUUAACGUUAUUAUAAUAAAGCAGUUUGUAAAUGCAGGUUCAACAAUCUGUGUAUAAAUGUAACAUUCACACUGUGGCUGAACAUUUUACCACUGAAGGUCUCAGUGACAAAACAACAGCUUUGAUAGAUGUUUGCAGUUUGAAUGUGGUGAUUAGUACUCAGUUAUUCCCUUCUUAAAAAUCAGCAUCUGUCCAUCUAAAGUCCAUCUCAGUCAAACAGUGUAUUACAGCAGCGCAGGAGUUGGCUGAACAAAUGCAAAUAUAUCAGUUCAACAGCAGCUCAACUAAAUGUUUCAGAGAACUUUACAAACUGUAAAAAUCUGUUUGUUAAAAAUCUUUAAUGAUUACUUCAGUAAACUGUGGUGUGUUUGAAUCCCAAACGACCCCAAAGCUCUCAUGUCACUUUCUCUGCUGACUUUUCCCGCCUCCCCACCGCCGACAGCCGCGGCCGGAGGCAGAAGCAAUAUCUCAGGAACGCCUGGAGGGGAUUUCUUCACAUGACUCAAACAUCCACAUGGACUCAAAGACGAACUGAUUCGAAUCUGGAGGUCAAAGGUCAGUGUGACCUCACAAAACACGUUUUUGCCCAUAACUCAAGAACUGAGGCGGUAAUUAUGACAAAACUGUAAAUGUGCAGGCUCUGUCUUCACUGGUACCUUUAAGUUUAUUAGCCUAAAUUUUGUUCUUCCUGUAACAAAAUAUAUUAUUUGUUAUUUAUGUA
This is a messenger RNA of Siniperca chuatsi (mandarin fish), 2772 nucleotides long. RefSeq names its product nuclear factor 7, brain-like. Gene Ontology annotation, molecular function: zinc ion binding; protein binding. The record is from RefSeq and is a predicted model, not a curated record. The transcript has 2 exons. The coding region runs from base 201 to 1589 and encodes 462 amino acids. Lineage: Eukaryota; Metazoa; Chordata; Actinopteri; Centrarchiformes; Sinipercidae.